Molecule: messenger RNA, 1942 nt
Organism: Physcomitrium patens
Lineage: Eukaryota; Viridiplantae; Streptophyta; Bryopsida; Funariales; Funariaceae
Product: putative sugar phosphate/phosphate translocator At4g32390
Source: RefSeq, a predicted model, not a curated record
AACACUAGCGUUUUCCCCUUUCUUUUCAAAUGAUUUCAUUGUCUUACCCUCAAAAUCUUGAAGCUUGGCUGAAAAGUCUCGCCCCUCGUCUAGUAUGUCGCAGUGAGGGAGCGAGGAGAUCCUCCUACGCGCUUUUGUCCAGAGCUUGUCGCUGGCGGUAGCAACCAACACACCGAGAGCCAGAAAAAUCAGCAGGACGAGGCUCUGUUGCUGCAGGUCUUCUCGUGUGAGCCUCGAUAGAGGAAGCUCGCAUUGCGUUGUGUGAGGGUAUCUUGGAUGUCCUUGUGUAGAAACUCAGAGAAGUGGAGAAGGUGAGCACCGUUCCACCGAGUGUUGUGAGCUCGUGGAUUAAAAGGCGGGCUUAUUGUUGCGGCAGGGUACAGAUUUGGUGGAUCUUGAAGCGGAGUGCCGAAUCUGUCAGCCCUAAUUGUUGGGGUCGCUUCACAGUUUCUCCAUGGCGAAGAGCGAAACGGGGGCCGCUGCCAACAGCGGCGUGUUCAGGAAAAUUGUCCUGAGUUACACCUACGUUGCAGUAUGGAUCUUCCUCAGCUUCUCUGUGAUUGUUUUCAACAAAUACAUCCUCGACCGCGGAAUGUACAACUGGCCAUACCCAGUCUCCCUAACUAUGAUCCAUAUGGCGUUCUCCUCCGGGCUCGCCUUCCUCCUGGUGCGCGUGUUCAAGAUGGUGGAGCCCUGCGCCGCGAUGACUAAGGACCUCUACUUCAGAUCCAUCGUUCCUAUCGGCCUCCUUUUCUCCCUCUCCCUUUGGUUCUCGAACUCGGCGUACAUCUAUCUGAGCGUCUCCUUCAUCCAGAUGCUGAAGGCGCUCAUGCCCGUGGCGGUGUACUCCCUCGGGGUCCUCUUCAAGAAAGACAUCUUCAACUCAUCGACUAUGGCGAACAUGGUCAUGAUCUCGAUCGGUGUUGCCAUUGCUGCAUAUGGUGAGGCGCGGUUCAACCUCUGGGGCGUCACCCUACAGCUUUCAGCUGUAUGCGUGGAAGCUCUCCGCCUGGUCUUGAUCCAAAUUCUUCUCAACUCCCGGGGAAUUUCCCUCAACCCCAUCACUACGCUCUAUUACGUCGCGCCCGCGUGCUUUCUCUUCCUCUCUGUGCCCUGGUACCUGAUCGAGUACCCGAAGCUGCUCGACACGUCGUCAUUCCACUUCGAUUUCUUCACGUUCGGCCUCAAUUCAAUGAUCGCCUUCCUGCUUAACAUUGCUGUGUUCGUGUUGGUCGGGAAGACGUCCGCGCUCACUAUGAAUGUGGCGGGCGUGGUGAAGGAUUGGCUUCUAAUCGCCUUCUCUUGGUCCGUCAUUCUGGACAAGGUUACCUCCAUCAACCUCUUAGGCUACGGCAUCGCUUUCAUUGCUGUCUGUUACUACAACUACGCCAAGCUCCAGGCCAUGAAGGUCAAGGAACAGCAGAAGCUGCAGAAGGUUGGUGACGAGGAAGAGAAUUUGCGGCUGCUGGAUGCCAAGUUGGAGAGACACGAGGAGACCCUACCGCCGGCUCACAAGUCCGACGCAUAGAUUUACUAACUUUUAAUCCCCCCCGCCCCUCUCUCAAACACCUUCCUGUUGAGCCGCUGAAACCUAUGGAAGGCUCUCAGCAUCUCACUCUGCUCUCGUAUCUGUAGCAUGAUUGCUACAGUGGAGCUUCUGAGCUCAAAGACGGCAGGAAUUUUCAUACUUGACUUUCUAACCUUAGUUAUUCUUAUGUGGAUGUACACACUAGGACAGACAGACAGACGGACAGCAUGACCAACCAUGGAGCAUGGAUAUUAGGUAUGAUUUAUGGCGAUACUGGGUGACGCUGGGGGAUCUUUGGCAGGAAUAAGUAGUCAGCUGAGGACUCUCUCUUUCGCUCUUUCGCUCUUGCUUCUGUUAUGUUUCGUUCCCACACAUUUCUAUAUCAGUUUUGCAGAGAUUUUGUUUCGAACUCCA